Messenger RNA from Myxozyma melibiosi, 1105 nucleotides. RefSeq names its product ESCO1/2 acetyl-transferase-domain-containing protein. Gene Ontology annotation, biological process: mitotic sister chromatid cohesion. Gene Ontology annotation, cellular component: chromatin; nucleus. The record is from RefSeq and is a predicted model, not a curated record. The transcript is spliced from 2 exons. Gene Ontology annotation, molecular function: protein-lysine-acetyltransferase activity. NCBI's taxonomy places the organism in Eukaryota, Fungi, Ascomycota, Lipomycetes, Lipomycetales, Lipomycetaceae. Bases 41 to 934 code for a protein of 297 amino acids.
CUUCUCACUGCUCUUACUGCUUCAUAGCAGCAGCAGCAGAAUGGACUUCAAUAGUAGCAGCAACAGCAGCAGGAACACCCCCCGCACCUACAAAUCCCGCAAACAACCCCCGAAGAAGAAGCAAAAGACGCAGGUCUACCUCUCUCUCUCCUCCAAACCCCACCACAAAACCUGCUCCGCAUGCGGCAUGUCCUACGACACCCUCUCCCCCGACGACCGCGCCACGCACCACAAAUUCCACGCCCGCGCCCUCUCGGGCGUCGACAUCUCUCUUCCUCUGCCGUCGUCGACCUGCGUUGCCAAAGUCGUGCUUAAGAAUAACGUCCACGCUACGAUUCACAAGCUCGGAAGCCGCGACCUCCCGCGCUCGACAAGGACUGCGCUCGACGCCGCGCUCAGGAUCUGUAACGCUGAACUAUCUGCACCCGACGAAGGCAUCGCGGAUUUCUUUUCUCGCUCGCAACCAGCCGUCUACGUCUGCAUUACUCCAUCUACUUCUUCUUUGUCUUCUUCAUCAUCCUCCUCCUCAGCAACAAUAACAGGCCUCGCCCUCGUCGAACGCAUCUCCUCCGGCCUCUUCAUGUCCUGCUCCUCAGGCCGCAUCCUCUCCUCCUCCUCUUCAUCCUCUUCAUCCCCCCCUCCCACCCCCGUCCUCGGCAUCUCCCGGAUCUACACCGCCCACUCCAGCCGCGGCCUCGGCAUCGCCCGCGCUCUUCUCGACGCCAUCUGCGCGUCCGCAAUCUACGGCCUCGUUCUCCCGCGCGACAAGGUCGCAUUCAGCCAGCCUUCGGAUAGUGGUUGCAGACUUGCGGCCGCGUGGGCGGGCGAGGUGAUGACGGAUCGUGAACUUGCGGUUGAUCGCGGGGUGGAUGUUGAUUCUCUUGUUUGCACGGGGAAAGAGAAGAAGAUACGGGUAUAUAUCGAAAAGUCUUAGCUUUACUAUCAUUUUGUCUAUUCGCUCUGUAAAUAGCUGCAUCUGUACAAUACAUUCUAUCAUUCACAUUCCUAUGCAUCUGGGAUUCCCUGCCGAAUCUUUUUCGUCCGCCCGUCCUUGCGAUUAUGAUUAUCCCUCGCAAACCCACUCUUCUUCUGCCCUCCUCUUCCC